AUGCAGGGGCUCCUUGCUGCUCAGACCCAGAAGAGAAACAAAAACAGGCAACAGAGUCCAAGACCAAGCCACAGACAAUGCCAAAGCCAAAGCUGGAGCCUCAGUCCAAGUGCCGUUCGGAGCCUUUGUUCACCCGGGACUCAUAACAGGACAGCACACUCCCGUAAUCAUCACUCCUCAUCCCACGCCCGAUGCUACACUCACUCCCACUAUUCCCAUCACUCAACCCAUCAUCACUCCAACAGAUGUCCUAAAAGAAGGAAUGCAACAGGGGUAGAAAAAACAAAGACCAAGAAAGGCCACUCACCAUACAGAAGGGGAAAAAAAGCAGAGAGAAGAGCUCCAGCCCCGAAGAGAAAGAUCCCAGGCCUGUGGAGCAGGGCAAGCAGCCGCCACAGAGACAGAGCCAGGCUCUGGGGCAGCCACACAGCCUGCAGCCUGGAGACCAGCAGGGACAGCUCCAGGGAGAGCCCCUCAGAGGAGACGCCUUGCUGUGGGGGAGAGCAGAGAUUCCCGGGAAGGAGAGAGGUGGUGACACUCGGUGGGCAGCACAGACCAAUGGAGAGGCCCUCAGAAGCCUCCCAGAGUCGGGGCAGCACCUGGAAGGGGCUCCUGAUCAUCACAGCCUCCAUCCUCAGCUGCUGGAUCCAGCCAGUGUUUGCUCAAGAUAUAACUAUUGUACCAAACCAGCCCUUUGGGAGAGAAGGCAGCAGCAUCAUGCUGGAGCUCCAGGGGUACACAAGCAAACCUAUUUGGUAUAUUUGGUACAAAAAGCCAACAAAGGACACUCCCCUGGAUUCGGACGGCCAUAAAAUCGCUCUGUACCACUAUAGAGGAGUCACACAGACACCAGACAAUAUCCGGCAGCGGCUGCUCCACAAUGGCUCCAUUAUCAUCCCAGACCUCAUCCUUGAUGAUGGUGGUUACUACAUGGUAAAGACCCUCAGCGAUGAGUAUAAGUGGAAAGAAGCAGGAAUCCAUGUGAUUGUGUAUGGGCCACUAUCCCCACCUAACAUCAGCAGCUCCAACAUGGCCCCAAUGGAGAACAAGGACAAUGUCUCAUUGACAUGCCAGGCUGAGGGUCAAACUGACACAUACCGGUGGUUCAUAAAUGAAAGUGCCCCAGCCAGUGACAGGAUACAGCUGUCCCCAGAUAACAGGACACUCAGUAUACACAAUGUCACAAGGGAAGACGAAGGACCCUAUGUGUGUGAAAUCGAGAACCCAAUUAGUCGCAAUAGGAGUGAUCCAUUCAGAGUGAAUGUUACCUAUGGCCCAGAUUCCCCCAUGAUUGACCCUACAGAUGAUCAUUACUCUAUAGGGGAAAAUAUUACUUUGAACUGUUCUGCUGAAUCUAACCCACCUGCCCAAUUCACUUGGGUUCACAAUGGACAAACCUUGAGCAACUCAGCCACACUCUCUCUUACUAAUGUGUCACUGAAUGACACUGGAACCUAUACCUGUCAUGCAUCUAACCCAUACACUGGCUUGACUAGCUCCAAAGACAAGACUCUUAUGAUCUAUGAUAAGCCGAUGAAACCCAACAUAACAAUCAAUAGCACCGACAUCAUCAUAGAGAAUGACACCGUGGUCUUGACGUGUAACACAGAGGAGAAAGAUUUGCGAGGUAUUCAGUGGUACUUCCAAAACAAUAAACUGAUCCUCAAUGACAGGAUGACUCUAUCUUCAAAUAACCAGACCCUCACCAUCAUGCCUGUGAAGGGGGAAGACAAUGGAGCUUAUCAAUGCGAAGUCUGGAAUCCAGUCAAUGCCAGUAAAAGUGACUCAUUCAACCUGACUGUCGUCUAUGGACCAGAGCAAAUCAGGAUUCUUCCAGAGCCUGUUAAUGACCAGAUUGAGGUCACAUUCAAUGAGAAUCUGGCUUUAGAGUGUCAGGCUAAUUCUGAACCACCGGCCCAGUAUACAUGGCAAGUCAAUGGUUCUUCUAUGUCUGAAAAUUCUGGAAACACGUACACUAUCUCCCAAGCAUCUUGGGAACAUGCAGGAACGUAUACGUGCACAGCAAUGAACAAUGUGACCAAUGCAACAAUCUCUACAAGCGUCACAGUCACGGUGAUACAUAAGGAGGCUCCUUCAGGAGGCUCCUCACUCUCUGGAGGGGCCAUUGCUGGCAUUGUGAUUGGAGUCCUAGCUGGAGUGGCUCUCAUCGGGGCUCUCAUCUAUUGCCUGUUCUUCAGAAAAUCUGCAGGGGCCAGCGAUCACCACCCUACAGAGCACAAAUCCUCAGCACCCAACCACAGUCAUUCGAGCUCUGACAGCCCACCUAACGGGACUGAGGAAGUAUCCUAUGCCUCUGUGAACUUCAGUGCCCAGAAACCAACUGUCACAGCUCAGGCCUCUACACCCAUGGACACCGUUUACUCUGAAAUCAAAAAGAAAUGACCUGAUCCUUCCUGUUCUCUCCGCUGUGGACUUAUUUAUUGUGAUCUUCCCCCAGCUCUCUCAAUCUCCAAGUCACCAACCUCUCAACCCAGUCCUACUACAUUCCCACCAACCUCAAGGAAGGAAAAGGAGGAGAAAGGCCCCCCUUUUACCUCCCUGAGGCUGCCCAGCCAAGUCCCUCCCCUCCAUUGUCAACAGAUGCCAGGGACACAUUGGGUUCUUCCCAGAAGCAAACCUUCCCUCCCUCAAAAAUUGGCAUCAUGGGCCUGGGAGAGGGCAGCCACGAAGACAUCUCCUUCCUGGCACUCUUCAAACACAUACCUGUGACUCCCUCUCUUUGUUCAAAGCACAUUCAUCAGUCCUGCCCCUAGGUUGGCCAGUUAGGAUCACGUGAGUUAGAGCUGCUGCUCCCUGACCAUGUCAACCAUGGAAAGAGUAGCUGCUGGAUUUGGACUCGGGACUUGCCUUCCAUUACAUGCAGCUUACAUUAUCCUCCUUUCUUUGGGAGAUUUUCCUUCCUUUGGCCUCAGUUUCCCCCUCUGUAAAAUGAGGAGGUUGGAUUUAUGAUCUCCAAGGACUUCUGCAGUUCCAGACCGUGUGACCCUAAGCCAGCAGCAGCCACAGUUUCUGGAAGGCAGAAGAAGAGAGAGCCACCCUCUGCUCAGUCAUAGGUUUUCCAUUUUCUAUCUAGACUUUGCUGUCCCUACCCUUCCCUCCCUGCCCCCAUCCUCCUUCCCUAGCCCAGGGUGGGGCAAGAGCUCAGGAACCAUCUUCAGUAAGCACUUUACUACCCACUCUACCCAGGGAGAGGAAUGGCUCAGUGUCUUAAUGCAGCCCAGUUUCCUAAGCACUGCCAGAAAGCUGUUUGCCAGGGCCCUAAGGGGAUUCCCUAAUGGAAAAGGCAAAAGUCCAACCUGCAGGGUUUUCAAAGCCAUUGCCAUUUCUGUUCAGGGAAACUGCCCAGAGAGAUAAGAGAGAACCAGCUUCAGGAAUGAGUCAGCAUCCUCACCCAGAAAAAUUCUGAGCGGGACUAGAGACUGGAAUCCAAACCAGCCCAGAGAAAAGCUGACCUCAGGAGGGGAAUGUUGAACCAAUACAGAUAUCUAGGUGUUACAUUUUCCCUUCUCUCUGGCUUCUUUCAGCCCAAGAGAGGCAGGAAUAGGGGCUGGUAGGAUUCUGGCAUCUUGUCUUUUCCUUAACUGUCCAGUGUAACAUGAUUGCCCAGAGCAGAAGCUACCAGUGUGCUAGUCCCCUGGUCCCUAUGUCUUCCAGGGAUUCAGUGAAGGUCACCAGACAGGCACUGGGGAAGGAAAGGAAGAGUAUCCCCUCAUAACUUGGAAGGGAGUCUGGUAGGGUCCCUGAAGACAUCAGUCAGCUAGCUCCAGUGCCCACCCCUCCUCUUCCUCCCCCAACACCCACACAUACACACUAUCCACUGCCUCUCACCCCCUCAUUCUCUCUCAGGAAACAAUGGCCUCUACUCAAGAGAUGACAUGUGGGUAGGUUUGUCCCCUGGAGGAUCAGGAGCUCCCCCAGGGACCACUCUCAAUCACACGUGCAGCCCAGACAUCACUGGUGCUGAGAUCCCUUGGGGACAGGUGAUGGUUGCCUUGUCCAGCCACUGGAAAUCUUUUUCUUGGGGCUCACCAAUCACCUAUCCAUUCUCCUUCCCCACCAGCUAAAAUCAGAAUAAUAUCAGAAGUCAUGAUGUCCAACUCUAUUCAACUAACCAGAGUCUCUGACCAGGGAGAGAGAAGGGUGAGCUCAGCUUUCUAUCCAGCCUUCUGUAGUGUUGGGUAGGAAGAUCUGUGAAUCUGAGGAGCCUCUAGUCACAGAGAGGGUUCAGUGUUGAACAUCUCCAUGACUCGCUCACCAAGACCCAAAGACUGUGCACCUUCUCUCACCAGAUCCAACUGUGGUUUUUAAUUUACCUGGCUCAAGGUUGCUUCCUCUUGUGUGUGUGUCCUGAUGACUGUUUGUAAAAUUGAUUUUCCUAUCUAUUUAUAAUAAAAAUGAUAUCAUUAAAACAUGA
Gracilinanus agilis (Agile Gracile Mouse Opossum) is the source of this 4435-nucleotide messenger RNA. It is a transcript of the gene CEACAM1, whose product is annotated as CEA cell adhesion molecule 1. NCBI's taxonomy places the organism in Eukaryota, Metazoa, Chordata, Mammalia, Didelphimorphia, Didelphidae. The record is from RefSeq and is a predicted model, not a curated record. The transcript has 11 exons. Bases 1 to 2403 code for a protein of 800 amino acids.